Molecule: messenger RNA, 1001 nt
Organism: Cyclopterus lumpus (lumpfish)
Lineage: Eukaryota; Metazoa; Chordata; Actinopteri; Perciformes; Cyclopteridae
Gene: stac3
Product: SH3 and cysteine rich domain 3
Exons: 12
Coding region: 1-996 (331 amino acids)
Biological process (GO): positive regulation of voltage-gated calcium channel activity; skeletal muscle contraction; positive regulation of protein localization to plasma membrane
Cellular component (GO): extrinsic component of cytoplasmic side of plasma membrane
Molecular function (GO): protein binding
Source: RefSeq, a predicted model, not a curated record
AUGGACCAGGAGGAUGACAAAAACUCUGUUGAUAUCCAUGACAACCCUCCAGCUCCUGAAAACGUAGUGAGAGAGGAAGGAGAAACUGUCUAUUUCAUAUAUGAGGAGGAGGUGGAGGUGGAGGAGAAGGAACCAGAACCUCCUCCUCCUGUAGUCCGGAUCAACGACAAACCCCACAAGUUCAAGGACCACUAUUGCAAAAAACCCAAGUUCUGUGACGUCUGUGCUCGCAUGAUAGUCUUGAACAACAAGUUUGCUCUGAGGUGUAAAAACUGCAAGACCAACAUCCACCAUUCAUGUCAGUCAUAUGUCGAGUUCCAGAAGUGCUUUGGCAAAAUUCCACCUGGCUUCAGAAGGGCCUACAGCUCCCCGCUGUACACCAGUGACAUUUCCGAUCCAAACAACCCGAACCGGAACGACCCCGUCUUUGACACCCUGCGGGUCGGUGUCAUUAUGGCAAAUAAGGAGCGCAAAAAGAAUGAAAAUGACAAGAAGAAUAUGAUGAUGAUGAUGGAGGAAGAAGAAGAGGAGAACAACCAACAGCCCAAAGAAAAGGAGGAGGGUGGAGAAGGGAAGCCUGAUGAUAAGAAGGAGAAAGACAAAGCAGAUGACAAGAGCAAGGGCACCUUCUCCCAGACCCACUACUACCUGGCUCUCUACCGCUUCAAGGCCAUAGAGAAAGACGAUCUCGACUUCCACCCUGGUGAUCGAAUCACAGUACUGGACGACUCCAAUGAAGAGUGGUGGAGGGGAAAGAUGGGGGAGAAGUCGGGCUACUUCCCCACCAAUUACCUCAUAAAAGUGCGUGCAUCGGAAAGAGUUUUCAAGGUGCUUCGUUCCUUUGUAGGAAACAGAGAGAUGGGACAAAUCACACUGAAGAAAGAUCAGAUCGUUGUGAAGAAAGGAGACGAGAAAGGCGGCUACUUGAAGGUCAGCACUGGACGCAAGCUGGGCUACUUCCCUGCUGAUCUGCUGGAGGAGAUCACUGUGACAUAAACAAC